CAAAACUAAGAGCUAAAUGAAGUGUAUAUAUAUAUAUAUGAAGAAUAAGCAUAACGAAUUUGAUCAAACAUUGAUAGCCAUUUCGAUCUUUCCUGUUUAUUAGAGAAAUUCACAUAUAUGGAAAAAGGCCAAAGGCGUGUAAUCAAGUCGCAUUUCGUGUUUGUCCACGGUUUAGGACACGGAGCAUGGUGUUGGUACAAGGUAAUAACAACGUUGAUAUCCUUAGGUUACAAGGCCACUGCUCUUGACUUGGCUGCCUCCGGCGUCCACUAUAAGGAAUCGGAAGAAGUCAAGUCUCUCUCCGACUAUGUUGAGCCGUUGAUGCACGUCGUCGAGCUUCUUCCGCCGGACGAUCGGCUGAUUCUAGUCGGCCAUGGCAUGGGUGGACUUGCCAUUUCCCUUGCCAUGGAUAAGUUCCCAAAGAAAAUUGCUGCUGCUGCUUUUGUUGCUGCUUACAUGCCUGGCCCUGAUUUCCCUUUCUCACAUAUCAUUCAACAGUCAAAUCAAGGGUUGGAUUUUCUCAAGGACAACAAAUACAAAUUUGAUAAUGGUACUGAUAAGCCCCCAACGGCUGUAUACUUCGGCUCUAAUUUUCUGUCGUCAAAGAUGUACCAAUACUCAAGAGCUGAGGAUAUGAUCCUUGCUUCGUUGUUGAUGCGACACACUCCAAUGUUCCAUGAUCCUGAAGUUUUAAAAGAAGCAGAACUCACUAAAGAAAAGUAUGGUUCGAUUCCAAGAGUCUACAUUAUGUGCAGUCAAGAUCUGUCAAUGAAGGCAGAUGUUCAACGAUGGAUGAUUGAGAAGAAUCCACCACAAGAUGUGAAGGUUAUUUUAGGUUCAGAUCAUAUGGUCAUGUUCUCUAAAACUCAAGAAUUCUGCUCUCGUUUGAUGGAAAUUGCUGAAAAAUACCAUUGAAAUUGUAUAUAUGGAGAUAUGUAUAAACAACAUUAAUUUGUAGGAGUUUAGCUUUGACGAUUUUAAAACUUUUUUAUGUGUGUUGUGCAAAGAUUAUUUUCUCCGUUAUUUGAUUUUACAUUGUCUACAA
This is a messenger RNA of Nicotiana tabacum (common tobacco), 1045 nucleotides long. Its product is annotated as methyl jasmonate esterase 1-like. The record is from RefSeq and is a predicted model, not a curated record. Gene Ontology annotation, biological process: salicylic acid metabolic process; jasmonic acid metabolic process. Lineage: Eukaryota; Viridiplantae; Streptophyta; Magnoliopsida; Solanales; Solanaceae. Gene Ontology annotation, molecular function: methyl jasmonate esterase activity; methyl salicylate esterase activity; methyl indole-3-acetate esterase activity.